This is a messenger RNA of Cylicocyclus nassatus, 306 nucleotides long. Lineage: Eukaryota; Metazoa; Nematoda; Chromadorea; Rhabditida; Strongylidae. The record is from the annotation of a GenBank genome assembly.
AUGGUUGGAAAACAACCAAAUGACACAGAACUGAAUGAUUUCAACGAGUUGAUAGGAGAUUUCCUCAGUUCAAUCCUUGACCAUAUGGAAAUACCACAUCACCUGAUAUUCAACUGCAAUUUGGCCAAAAACAGAGAAUCGAUUCACAAUCCUCGUAAGAGCUUCGGAGUUUCACAAGUAACUAAGAUAGAAGGCGAUGGUAUCUUUAACAUAACCACUCUCGCUGAACUCUUCACAGAUGUGGCUAGAGAAGUCAUAGUGGGGAUUGAAAAGGUAAGGGUUCUAAAAGGGUUUGAUUGGUUGUAA